Messenger RNA from Moneuplotes crassus, 1139 nucleotides. NCBI's taxonomy places the organism in Eukaryota, Ciliophora, Spirotrichea, Euplotida, Euplotidae. The record is from the annotation of a GenBank genome assembly.
AUAUUUUAAAAUAUGGAUAGGAGUGAAAUGAUUGUUAUGGAUUCAGAAAGUCAAGAUUAUUUCAAUGAAAGUGUUGGAGAAUCUAUGAAUAUACAUGCGCUGAACAACCCUCAUCAUUCCUCUAAUGACAACGAUGGACAUGAUAUAUAUUAUGAUAGGAAGAACUCUAAUUAUCAGGAUUUCAGCUUGAACGAUAUAUCGUAUUUCCAAAAAGAUUUAAAGCUUUCUGAACGAAGCAACUCUGAAAUCUGAGAUUUAUUCAGACUCACCCCACAAGACAUGGCUAACGAGAAUCCGGCGUUUAGUUUCCUGAAGAGCCUGAGCCAAGUGGCUUCUGAAAAUGGUGAAGAUGACCCAAGCCCGAAGGAAUCUAUUCGAAUUAUAAAAUGCUCUAGUUAUAAAGAAAGAAAAGGAAGCAUCCGGCUAGACGAGAGUGACUCUGUAAGACUCUUUGAUGUAGAGUCCCUGCUAAGCAAAAAUGACGCCAAGAAGGAUCUAUUUCUUCAAGAUGAAAGUGCAGAUGUUAGGAAAAAUGAUCUAGGUGAAGGAGGUAAAGAUGUUCAAAUAAUGGUAGAAGAGCCCAAGUUCCUCAAGAAUGAAGGAAAAUUGGUCUUUAAGAUCAUUAAAUUUGAUAAGGUGACCAAGAAAGAGCGGAAGUGUCUCAACAAGACUAGAAGAAUAAUUACCAAAUGCUCCCAUACUUCUUCAAAAUAUUAUGCUAAGGGGAUGUGUAAGAAAUGAUACCAUAACUAUGGAAGGGAGAAGAAGGCCACAGUUUGCGGACACUCAGAUAUGCCCUUGUAUGCUAAAGGGCACUGAAAGAAAUGCUAUCUCUCAAAAUAUAAACAAGAAAACAGCUCAAGAAAAAGACCUAACACCAACUCCAAUAAACUAGAUAGCAUCUCCUACGAUAUUAGUAAAUCGUCAGUUGGGGAGAAGCUAAGUAACGAAAGCCAAGAAUUCGGUGAGCACCACUCCAAGUCUUACGAUGAAUUCGACGAUGUAUUCUAAAACAUAUCUCCAAAAUAUUGGUGACUAUUGGGUUUAGUUGAAUGCUGGUUUACAUCAAGGUUAUAUGAAAAUUCAACUAAUCCUAUUGCUUAUCUAUAUCUCUUCAAAUUAAUUAUUUCAAUUGGAUU